This is a messenger RNA of Cyclopterus lumpus (lumpfish), 1375 nucleotides long. It is a transcript of the gene mecr, whose product is annotated as mitochondrial trans-2-enoyl-CoA reductase. Gene Ontology annotation, biological process: fatty acid metabolic process. NCBI's taxonomy places the organism in Eukaryota, Metazoa, Chordata, Actinopteri, Perciformes, Cyclopteridae. Gene Ontology annotation, cellular component: mitochondrion. Gene Ontology annotation, molecular function: trans-2-enoyl-CoA reductase (NADPH) activity. The record is from RefSeq and is a predicted model, not a curated record. Bases 135 to 1274 code for a protein of 379 amino acids. The transcript is spliced from 10 exons.
GUCUGUGUUUUUAUUUUACCUCAAAUCCAAUAUGGCCGUAGAGGAACUGCGAUGCUAGUAAAACGCACAGUUCAAAUGACACACACCGUUGAGUAGUGACGUCAUUUUCAUUGAAAGUUGACCCCUGGGUCGCGAUGUGGCUGCCUCUCUGUUCAACAAGCCGGACAGCCUGCAGGAGAAGCUACGCUGCUGCUCUUUUAAAAUGUCCACGGCACUGGGGGAAUGCUAACGCGUCUGUCUUCAGCCACUCAGCUGGACCUGCGGCACGCACGAGCAAGGCUCUUCUGUUCAGAAAGCACGGAGACCCUUCUCACGUCGUCCAGUUGGAAGAUGUAGAGCUGCCCCCCAUAGGGCCAACGGAUGUCCUGGUCAAGAUGCUGGCAGCUCCAAUCAACCCGUCUGACAUCAACAUGAUUCAAGGUACUUAUGCUAUCUUGCCUGACCUCCCAGCUGUUGGGGGCAAUGAAGGAGUGGCCCAGAUUGUAGAAGUCGGCGGCCAGGUGACGUCCCUCAAAGCAGGGGACUGGGUCAUUCCAAAAGAUGCUGGUUUAGGGACCUGGAGGACAGUGGCAGUGCUAGCGGAGGAUGACGUCAUCUCGCUGCCGAAUGACAUCCCCUUGUUGUCUGCUGCCACACUCGGGGUGAAUCCCUGCACUGCCUUCAGGAUGCUCUCUGACUUUGAAGAUCUCAAGCCAGGUGAUUCUGUGAUCCAGAAUGCAGCCAACAGUGGAGUUGGGCAGGCUGUAAUACAGAUUGCUGCUGCAAGGGGAAUAAGCACCAUCAACGUUGUCAGAGACAGGCCAGAGUUCACACAGCUCAGUGAUAGGCUGAAGGCCAUGGGAGGAACUCAUGUGAUCAAAGAGGAAGUGCUGAGGCGGCCGGAGAUGAAGGAACUGUUCAAGAUCUGUCCAAAGCCUAAACUGGCACUGAAUGGAGUCGGAGGCAAUAGCGCAACAGAGCUGCUCCGUCAUCUACAGUAUGGAGGAUCUAUGGUGACAUAUGGAGGAAUGGCCAAAAAGCCAGUUACUGUUCCUGUGAGUGCUCUUAUUUUCAAGGAUGUGAAGGUUCGGGGAUUUUGGGUCACACAGUGGAAGAGAGAUCACUCAAGUGAUGGAAAGGCAUUCAGAGCCAUGCUGGAUGAACUGUGUCUCCUCGUUCAGCAGGGACAGCUGACGGCUCCGGCCUGCACUGAGGUGGGCCUCCAAGACUACAGCGAAGCUCUGGACACGGCCAUGCAGCCUUUCACCUCAGCCAAACAGGUCUUGAUCAUGUGAACGGACUCGCUCACGCCCUCAGCCACUAUAUUGUCAACAUGUCAAUAAAAUACACUGAUCAAGCACAUACUCAAUAAAUGUGUCUUCAUAGCAGGCCCAAA